Molecule: messenger RNA, 4026 nt
Organism: Notolabrus celidotus (New Zealand spotty)
Lineage: Eukaryota; Metazoa; Chordata; Actinopteri; Labriformes; Labridae
Exons: 11
Coding region: 243-3878 (1211 amino acids)
Source: RefSeq, a predicted model, not a curated record
CCACACCAAGUGUUGCUCCGCGGACUGGAGGGCAACCAGCUGCAGCUGUGGGUCAAGUCCAAGGCCCUGUGGGGCAACAGAUUGCAGCAGCAGGGGACCCUGUCCAGAGGGUAGCAGCUGGUCCUCUGGUGGGUUCCGUAGCUGUUCAACAGGCUCCACCAUCCAGUCCAGCCCAGAGUGCUCCAGUAGUACCAGGACUGAGACCUGAGGGCCAAAAGACACGACCCAUUUUGAGUUUGGCAAUGUUUACUAAGCCAAGAUUUGGUGGAGCGCAUGUUGCUGCUGCAAAACCAAAUCUUAGCAAAGCCAGAAGAGUAACCAAGACCCAAAUCACAGUCACAGACCCUGCUGAGGAAAGUACCAGUGCUCCUUCCAGCACUCCUGUCUCAGCUUCAACUUCUCAAGCAGAGAGCCAGGCGCCAGCACCUGUCCCCAGUCCAGCACCUGUCCCCAGUCCAGCACCUGUCCCCAGUCCAGCACCUGUCCCCAGUCCAGCAGCUGUGGUUGCCACUGUGUCUUCUGCUGCUGACACUAGGACAGAAGCACCAGCUUCAACCUCCCCCCUGCCCCGUUUGUGGUCAGAAGGUUUGCCGCCCGAAGACCACAAAUGGAUUGAAAAAUCUAUCCUGAGGACGGGGCCAAAAGGGAGACUGCAGCUUCAGGACCAUCUGAAGCUGUGGCACUUUCCACCUCAGCCGAGUCACCUGUACAACCAGGCUCCAGCACCAGACCGCUUCUUUGCCCAUCCACUGUUUGUAUGGAUGCCAUACAAGUUGUGGAAGGUGAAAGUGGUCUGUCCUAAUGCAGCCUGUCAACAGCACCAACUCACAGGAGCAGGGCUGCAUAAGAGGGCACGGCGGGUCCUUGACGUGGACAGGACCUACAACAUGGUGACAGAGACACUGACCUGCACCAAAUGUAGAGCCACCCACGUGUCUUGGAGCCAAACUGUCCUCAGGCAGCUGGACUUGGCUCACAGGUCUGAAUUCCGGGUGAUCCUGACCCAGAAAUAUGCCUGUGACAUCCGGGUGAUCCGCUUCCUGCGGGAGAGAGGUCUGGGUAACAGUCCAACACGGGUUGUUAAGCAGCUGAUGGAAAACCACUCUGAGGAGUGGCUGCAUCGGGUUGCCAGGUACACCACAGAGUGUGUGGACUUUCAGCAGCGCCCCGGACUGCUGCCCAUGACUUUCCCUGAGCCCCCUGAGCCUUCUGUGGUGCCAAGCUGCAAGUGGCUCCUGUCUGUCUACAGCCAGGACAUCUUGACAAGGCUCGAGGACAUCAAGGCCAGGAUAACAUCCACCUUUGGCACAAUUUUAAAGAUGGACUCGACCAAAAAGAUCACCAAGAAGCUUGCCGGCACGGCUAAAGGGACAGCUCUCUGGCUCACCUCCGUGGGGAAUGAGCAUGGUCAGAUUCUGAUCAGUGUGCUGACCGCUCAGGAGGGAGCUGGCCUGGACAUGAUGGCAGCAGACCUGGUACAGCGUUACCAGAAAGCUGGUGUCCAUCCCCCUGUUGCCCUGUAUGUGGACUGUGGCUGCUGCUCCAACGCUGGGGAGACCAAGCUGGAGGCCAGAUUCGGUGGGUGGCCUGACCUCAUCGUCAGGCUCGAUAUCUGGCACUUCAUGCGCAGAAUUGCCCUGGGAUGCGCAACAGAUGCUCAUCAGUUGUACCCGGUCUUUAUGUCACGCCUGUCAGCGUGCAUAUUUGAGUGGGAUGCAGCUGAUUUAGCUCUGUUGCGCGAAGCAAAAAAACAGCAGCUUCAGUCCCAGGGCAUGGCAGUCACAGAUCAGGACAUCAACAGGCAUCUGUCCAGGGGGGAGCUGGCCCUCCAUUGUCGGAGGAGAACCCGGGGUGAAGAGGCCACCACCCAGAUGCUGGAGGAGCUGCUGCAGGGGCUGACGGGGACCAGUGGCAACGACUCUCUUGGAGUUCCCCUGUUUGACAUGGACAGGAUGGAGCACAUCUGGCAUGUCCAAAGCAAGCACAUCAAAUGCAUCCAGGACCCGCCAGGUGUGUCUCUCUACACAAAAACAGGGGAGCUCACUAAGGGAGGUGUGCGGUUGCCCACAUUCAGGUGCGCCAGGGGCUCUACAUCUUUGGAGUCCUUUCAUUUGCACCUCAACCGCUUCAUCCCAGGAACCAGUGCCAACAGCCUGAAUUUUCAGGUUUACUUGCUUGAAGGACUCCAUAGGUGGAACCAGGACCGUGGUAGUGCUGCCCUGUCGGCUGGACCAUCUGCUUUCCGCAGCUACUCGGGUGACCUGCUUCACUGUGUGAACAGGAACUAUGAGAAGCUGUUUGGCAGGAAGGUGGUCCCAGAGUUCUGUCCACCCUCCCCUUACACUGGAGAGCUCAUAGGGCUGCAGUAUCUGUUCCGGCAGACUGGUCAGGCACUGCAGGAUAUGCACCCUGAUUCGGAGGAGACUGCUCAGAUGGUGGAGGAGCAUAAUGUGGAGGACAAUGAGGAGGAAGAUGAGGGGUUUGCCGAAGCAGCAGAGGACCCAACAGUGCUGGACCAGGAAGCUCUCCAUGCCCCUGCCACUCUGACUCCUGGCCUGAGCUCUAGUGUGUCCACAGCUCAGCUCACCUCCUCCACAACAGCUCCUUGCAGUUCCUCCAGCCAAGCUUCGAGCACCUCCUUCAUCCCAGCUCCUAGCACCUCCUUCGGGACAGCUCCCAGCCCACUGGCCAUAGCUCCCUCUCCUGGCCCAUCUGCAGUAGCCUCUGCUUCGUCAUCUCUGGUCUCAACUUCAUCCUCUGAGACUGGAGUUGAUAUGCAGCCUCAUGAUGAUGAUGUGGCUGUGGACGAGCAGAAUGUCCCUGGCUACCAGAACGUGGACAGACUCGCUGAGUUUUUGGUGGAGCUUCGGAGUCAGACGUCCCUGUGUCUCACCAACCAGCAGGCCAGCACCAUCAAAGGCCUGUGGGACAGCCUCAACGAGCGGGACAGGCAGCGGGUGGUAUAUGCUGCUCGACACCAGGACAGGCUCCUGACUGGAAGGUUCAGAACACCGAAGAAGCCCUCAACCACGCCUGGUGUGGAGAGCACUGCCCGCUGCCUGUUAGGUGCAAGUAGCGCGCCUGCUCAGUGGCCUAACUGCUGUCGGUUGGUGGAGAACAUUUUCAUUCGACUCUGCAGCAUUCACCAAGGCCCAGUGAGGAGAGGGAAGACAGCUGUCUCGAGGUGGUCCCUUAUCUUGAGGGAUUACCACAGGAUAAGGCAGCUGGUGCUAGGGAACUCUCUGGUGAUGCAGCAGACAGCCAUUCAGCUGGUGGAGGUCAACCAGAACACCCUGAUCCAGUGGUUCAACUCCAGGCAGAAGAGACAGGAACUGUCUGUGCUGCUUCAGGGUGCCGUCCUACCUCCAGCCAUCUCUGAAUCUGCAGAGCCUCUUCAGGAGGCAAGAGUGCUAGCUGCUCAGCCUGCACCAGCGCAGCAGGAGCACCAGUACUGGCUGCCAGAGAGCACAGCUGGUCAGGCACAGCAGAGGCAGAGGGGUCCUAGUCAGGUCCCCCGCACCAUCUUACCGAAAACACCGGGCAAGAGGCCUCUGUUUGCCGGCCCCCCAGCACCAGCACCCAGUCUGACAACCCAGUUUGUCUCUCCACCUGGACAAAAUGUCAGACUAAUACAAGUGCCAGUUAUAUAUCCUGUGGCAGUUUUCCCUCAGACAGGUGCAGCUACAAGCCAAGAAGAAGCCCCACCCAAGAGGCCAUACAGGAGGACGGUGGAGGCUAACACCUGCAAUAAGUGUGGCCAGUUCAGGAAUGCCGAAACUGGCCACAGCCAGUACUAUGGCAAAGUGUACUGCCCUGAGUUUGAGACCCUCACCAAACAGCAGUGGCUGGAGGAAAUGAGGAAGAAAUUCCAGAAGUAGGCUGAUCUUGUAAAUAAUAACUAAAAUGGCACACUAAAUUAAAACUGUAAAAAUUGUAUAUAGUUGUAAGUAUUUAUGUUUAUUUUUGUUGUUUUGUAAGUUAUGAUAGUGUGCAAUAAAUUGUUAUAUUUUCUACAAACAAACACAA